ACCGAGCGUUUUAGGUCUGCACUCUGUUCCACUGUUAUUUUGCAGGCAGCGUGUGUAUUAUCAUAGUUUUUUUACAACUUUUAACUUUUAAGGGUAUUAGGCUUUUGCACGUCCGCUGUUUUGGCACUGGGAAGCUUUUAGGAGUAAAGAUCCACUCCAUUUUGUAAACUCCAUUUCUUUUUCAUUAACCCUCUAUUUCUUUUGGACCCUCCAUUUCUUUUUAGACCCUCCCUCAAUAAAUCUCUAUUUGAAUUCUAAGUGAAAUACAUUUUUUUAUCCUACUUUAAAAUUACUUAAAAAAAUCUAAUUAAUUGACACAUCAAUGCUAUAAAAUUACAAAAAUAUAGUAGAGGAUAAGCAACAAUUAGUUGAUAUGUUCUUUCAGACAUCAUCAAUGCUAUGAAUAUUUUUUUUUUUGAAUUUGAAACACCAAAUUGCUUGAUUCCUACGAUUCCACAGAAAAACAAUGAUACAUUAUUUUUGCUUAAUAAUAAAAUACAUGAAAAAGAAAAUAAAGAGUUUGAAUAUCAUCAUCAUCCCACUGAAAAUCUGUCUAAAUGCCAUCUCAUGCACAUCAUAGCAUAUCCCCCCGUAGGCCAUAACCAAAGCAUACAUGGAAAAAGCUUCUCUCUUCCCACCUUUAAAUUCCUCACUUUACUCGGUCAUCACAAGAAGAUGAAAAAAUGAGGUACUAGAAAUGCCAUGUUUCUUAUUAUCUUAUAUACAACAAAUUUAUUCCACCUUCCAUCAAAAAUCACAUUCACAAACUUUUCUUUUCAAUUCACUUCUUACUUCUGUGAGUCAAAUACUUUUCAUUCUUCCUUUGAAACUCUGAACUUUAAAAAAAGUUAAAGCCACGUCGAGUACUUGGAGAAGAUAAGAUGGUAAUGGAUCUCUUCCAAUUUAACUAGAGGUUUUGGAUUCAAACUCAAUCAUGGACACGUAGCAGUGUUAAAUUCUUUUGAGGAAAAGUUUUAUUGUCCAUUGUAAUCCUUCCCAACUCGAGGAAUAAGUCUCUGUAAUUGCACGCUCAGGAUAUUCGGUUUCUACCGGUGAUUCAAAACUUUUUGGUUCAUAGACCAUGCUUUAUUUGGACCCACCAAUACUUUUCUACAAAGUGCAAGAAAAUGGAAAUAUCAAUGUUCAUAAGAUCCUCUUCUAAAUACUUUCCUACAUUAUACAUAUCAACCUAACAAUGCAAGCUCAAUUCAUCAUCAUCAUCCUUUCUUUGUUUCUUGUUCUUUUUGUUCCAUUCCAAGUGAUCUCACUAUACCAACCUUUCAAUGAAGAUAUGCUAGGAUUGAUAGUGUUCAAAUCAGGUCUAGAAGAUCCAAAAAACAAACUUUCUUCUUGGAAUGAAGAUGAUUAUAGUCCUUGCAAUUGGGAAGGUGUAAAAUGUGACCCUAUAACAAAUAGAGUUUCUUCUCUUGUUCUUGAUGGAUUCUCUCUUUCGGGCCAUAUCGGUAAGAGUCUUAUGAAGCUGCAGUUCCUUCAAAUUCUUUCACUUUCUAGGAACAACUUCACUGGAAAAAUAAACCAUGAUCUUCUUGUCACACUUUGGAAUCUAAAAGUUGUUGAUUUGAGUGAAAAUAGUCUCUCGGGAACUAUUCCGGACGAGCUUUUUCAACAAUGUUGGUCGUUAAGAGUCUUAUCGUUUGCGAAAAACAAUCUAACAGGUAAGAUUCCCGAGUCUUUGAGCUCGUGCUACUCGUUAGCAAGUUUGAACUUUUCGUCUAAUCAAUUGAAUGGUGAGUUACAUUCGGGAAUGUGGUUUUUGAAGGAGCUUCAAUCGCUUGAUCUCUCGAAUAAUUUUCUUAAAGGUGAAAUUCCUGAAGGAGUUCAAAAUCUAUAUGAUUUGAGAGAGUUAAGGCUAGGGCGGAAUUUUUUCACCGGUAGGAUUCCGGAGAAUAUAGGAAACUGUUUGCUCUUGAAGAUGAUCGAUUUCGGUGAUAAUCUUCUAACCGAUGAAAUUCCGGAGUCGAUACAAAGACUCACUUCAUGCACAUUGUUAAACUUGCAAGGGAAUUUUCUCAAUGGAAGCAUUCCACAUUGGAUCGGCGAAUUGAACAAUCUUGAGAUAUUGGAUCUUUCUUCUAAUAGAUUUUUGGGUUCGAUUCCGUCUGGGAUCGGAGGUCUUAGAAGUUUGCAAGUUUUGAACUUAUCUACAAACAAUAUCUUUGGUUCGAUUCCGGCGAGUAUUAAAGAGCUUAAAUCUUUGUAUGUUCUUGACUUAAGUGAUAACAAGCUGAAUGGAAGCAUUCCUCUAGAAAUAGAAGGAACAGUUUCACUUAUUGAAUUGAAGCUUCAAAGGAAUUUGUUAGGUGGAAGAAUUCCAGUUCAAAUUGCAAAAUGUUCAGCUCUAAAAUCUUUGAAUCUUGCACACAACAAUCUUAUUGGAUCAAUCCCUGCAACAAUUGCAAACCUAACAAAUCUUCAAUCUGCAGAUUUGUCAUGGAACAAACUCUCCGGAACUUUACCGAAAAAGCUCACAAAUCUUACACAUCUUUCCUCAUUCAAUGUUUCAUAUAACCAUCUUCAAGGUGAAUUACCAAUUGGUGGAUUCUUCAACACAAUCACUCCUUCAUUUGUUCAUGGAAAUCCAUUGUUGUGUGGUUCUGUUGUUAACCACUCAUGCGAUCGAUCUUAUCAUCCGAAACCUAUUGUUUUGAACCCUAAUUCAAAUUACAACAGUUCAAGAACUUCUUUACAAAACCAUCAUCAUAAGAUAAUGCUUAGUAUAUCGGUUUUUAUUGCUAUUGGUGCGGCGGUUUCUAUUGUUGUUGGUGUUGUUGCUGUUACGGUUUUGAAUAUCCAUGUUAGGUCUUCGGUUUCACAUUCUGGUUCUCCGUUUGGAUUAUCCGGUGGUGAGGAUAAUAGUUUUUUGCCAGAAAAAGAUCCAAAAUGCGGAAAAUUCGUGAUGAUUAAUGGUGAUGAUGUUGAGUUUUCCGAUGAGGUGAACAAUCUUCUUAAAGAAGGUAAUGAAAUUGGCCGCGGUGGAUUUGGAGUUGUUUAUUGUGUUGUCCUUCGAGAUCAGAAUUUUGUUGCGAUCAAGAAGCUUUUAGGUUCGAGUAUGACAAAAUCACAAGAAGAAUUUGAGCGAGAAGUUCAAAAGCUUGGUAAGAUUAGGCAUCAAAAUCUUGUGGGACUUGAAGGCUACUAUUGGAAUUCAUCUUUUCAGCUUAUAAUUUAUGAGUAUUUUUCUAGAGGGAGUUUGCAUAAGCUUCUACAUGAUGAUGAUGAUCAAAGCAAAAUUGAGUUUUCUUGGAGAGCAAGAUUCAAGGUUAUUUUAGGAAUAGCAAAAGGUUUGGCCUAUUUACAUCAAAUGAACAUAAUCCAUUAUAACCUAAAAUCUACUAAUGUUUUUAUCGAUAUUUGUGACGAACCGAAAAUCGGAGACUUCAGUUUGGUGAAUCUAUUACCAAUUCUCGACCAUUGUGUUUUGAGCAGCAAAAUUCAAAGUGCGCUAGGGUACACGGCCCCUGAGUUUGCGUGUCGCACGGUUAACAUAACGGAAAAGUGCGACGUAUAUGGUUUUGGAAUUUUGGUUCUAGAAAUCGUGAGUGGAAAAAGACCUGUGGAAUAUAUGGAGGACGACGUCGUUGUUCUAUGUGAUAUGGUGAGAAGUUCGUUGGAAGAUGGGAAAGUUGAACAAUGUAUCGAUGAGAAACUUGUUGGUUACUUUUCGCCCGAGGAGGCGAUUCCUGUGAUUAAAUUGGGAUUGGUUUGUGCGUCGCAAGUGCCUUCAAGUCGUCCUGAUAUGGCUAAUGUUGUUAACAUAUUAGAGACGAUACAAUGUUCUUCAGAAGGACAACAAGAGGAAAUACAGUGAACUUUGAAGUAUAGAAAUACAACAUGUAUUGCAAUAUUUUGUGAAGUAAAGUUCAGUUUGCUUGCUUUUGAAGUUAUAUAUAAAAAAAAAAAUAGA
Vicia villosa (hairy vetch) is the source of this 3925-nucleotide messenger RNA. RefSeq names its product leucine-rich repeat receptor-like protein kinase PXC2. Gene Ontology annotation, cellular component: plasma membrane. Gene Ontology annotation, molecular function: ATP binding; protein binding; protein kinase activity. The record is from RefSeq and is a predicted model, not a curated record. NCBI's taxonomy places the organism in Eukaryota, Viridiplantae, Streptophyta, Magnoliopsida, Fabales, Fabaceae. Bases 1196 to 3829 code for a protein of 877 amino acids. Gene Ontology annotation, biological process: protein phosphorylation. The transcript has 4 exons.